Messenger RNA from Heterostelium album PN500, 1269 nucleotides. Its product is annotated as WD40 repeat domain-containing protein. The transcript is spliced from 2 exons. The record is from RefSeq and is a predicted model, not a curated record. Gene Ontology annotation, cellular component: endoplasmic reticulum membrane. Gene Ontology annotation, molecular function: protein binding; guanyl-nucleotide exchange factor activity; GTPase activator activity. The coding region runs from base 1 to 1269 and encodes 422 amino acids. Lineage: Eukaryota; Evosea; Eumycetozoa; Acytosteliales; Acytosteliaceae. Gene Ontology annotation, biological process: protein secretion.
AUGACGGAGAAAAAUGAGAAAAUAAAUAGAGGUGUGUUGGAAGAUGAAUUGAAAUACCCGUUGUUUUGUUGUGGCAGUGGUGGCAAGUCAAAGUUGGUGGCGGUCGGUGGUGGCGGUGGCAAGUCAAAGACCGGUGUUGCCAAUGGCAUUGCUCUGUAUAGGUGGUGUGAGGAUGGCAUUCACGUCGAGCAAGUCGGUACCUACAAGGCCGACGAUUGCGUCACCAACGUCGAUAUCCACCCAAAGAAAGAUAACAUUGCAAUCAUCGUAUCACAACAAUUUCUCAUUCUAGAUUUCAAAAAGGAUAAUACUUUUGUACUAUUACAUCAAUUCGAUUUGAUUCCAGAGGAAUCUAACAGCAAUGACAGUGACAAUAGCAGUAGCAACAGCAGCAGUGGUAAAGGAAAGAACAAGAAGAACUCUAAACAAGCUGGUGAAAAAGAUGGUGAUGCUGAUGAAAAGUCUGUUGCAACCGAUGCCGCUGCCGAACAAGAUAGCGCGGCCAACAACAACAACAACAACAAGAAGAAACCGAUCAAGUUUGAACAAUUCAAUUUGAGAUACAGUCCGAACGGUGAGAGACUGAUUACAUCGGGUGCGGACGGCGUCGUUAGAAUCUGGGACACUGCCAACUACCGGCUGGUCAAUGAGUACAGUCAUUGCCACAUCGAUGAGAUCAACGCGAUCGACACGAACAACGCCAACACCCACAUGGUAACUAGCUCCAAGGACAGAACUUGCAAGGUGUGGAAUCUGUUGUCGGGUCGUCUCGAGCACACGCUCAAAUUCGAGCACGACGGCAAAGACCUAGAGUUUCGUGGCUGUCGAUUCCUCACGGGCGGUCUCGAGCUGGUCACCGUCCAAUUCCGUCCGAACACCAAGAAGGUGAAGGGAUGCACGCACGUCACACGCUGGAGCACCACCACCGGCAAGAAAGAGUUCACCAAGCAGAUUCACACCAUGCACAACACCUGUGCCGAGCUGAGCAACGACGGACUCUCACUGGCCGUCGCCACAUCGGACAACCUUGUCACCAUCGUCGACACUGUCAGCUUCCGACGUCUAGACCGUUGGGAACCGCACGAUUUCGUCAUCACCGGACUCGCCUACUCACCCAACAACAAAUCAGUCUUUUCCGCCUCUGCAAACUACUCUGUAAAAUCACAUCAAAUCGGUACUGGAGCCAAAGAAUUAGAUUAUAAACUUAUAUUUUUAUUGGCAUUAUUAAUAUUAAUUGUUUCAAUAAUUUAUAACUAUCUAAUUCAAUAA